AUGACAUACAUACACUACCCCAACUACCGGAUGUAUUGGGCAUCAUUACCUUCACUCCGGAUGGACUUGAUUGCCGAUAUUAUGCCCCUAAAACGCUUUGAAAAAAUCAAAAGGUUCCUUCACUUUGUUGACAACGAUACUAUUCCUAAGGAUAACAAAGACAUUUUUGUCAAGUUGAGACCGGUACUUGACAUCCUUGCAAGAACCUUUCAGGAAGUAAUGACUCCUCCGGAAUAUUUGGCAGUGGAUGAGGCUGUUAUCCCAUUCAAAGGGCGUUCACGAGGGAAACAAUACCUAAAGAAGAAACCCAAAAAGUGGGGAUUUAAGGUUUGGGUAUUGGCUGCGUCCAAUGAAUAUGUAUCCAAAUUUGAAUUGUACCAAGGAAAAGGAGAUGAGGCUGGAACAGAUCUUGGUAUAAUAAGUGAUACGGUCCUAAGAAUGUGCUCAGGAAUUGGUGGCUUAAACCACAAACUUUUUCUUGAUAAUCUGUUUGUUAGCUAUAAGCUUCUAAAAAGACUGGUGGAAAAUGACAUCCAUGUUGUAGGAGUAGUAAGAUCUGACAGGCUUUACGUAGCCAAUUCUGUCCUACCAGGGGCCAAAGAUUUUUCAAAAGAAGAAAGAGGACAGAUGAAUGUUGCUACUUCUGAAGACAAUAUUACCAUAGUACAGUGGAAAGACACAGGAGUGGUUUACGUAAGUUCAACGUAUGCAGGUAUCGAGCCCAAAGAUAAAGCAGAGAGGUGGGACAAAGUGGCUAAAAAAUACAUCAUGGUGGACAGACCCCACUGUGUGGCCAUAUACAAUCAAUUCAUGGGAGGAGUGGACCUCAGUGACAGGAUGGUUGCUCACUACCCUCAUGCUAUGAAAAGCAAACGAUUUUAUCUUCGGAUUUUCUUAACGUUGCUAUGGUUAAUGCAUGGAUUGUUCUAA
This is a messenger RNA of Macrosteles quadrilineatus (aster leafhopper), 930 nucleotides long. Its product is annotated as piggyBac transposable element-derived protein 3-like. The coding region runs from base 1 to 930 and encodes 309 amino acids. The transcript has a single exon. The record is from RefSeq and is a predicted model, not a curated record. NCBI's taxonomy places the organism in Eukaryota, Metazoa, Arthropoda, Insecta, Hemiptera, Cicadellidae.